AUGCUUGUUAUCGGACUCACCGGAGGAAUUGCCAGUGGCAAAUCCACUGUCUCCAAGGACUUCAGAAAUCUCGGCUUGCUGGUAGUGGAUGCUGACGUCAUUGCUAGAGAAGUAGUAGAACCAGGCAAGAAAGCCUACAAACAAGUUGUGGAGGCGUUCCAGAAUGACGUUCCUGACUUGGUUCAUGAAGACAAGACUUUGAACAGGCCAGCAUUAGGGCGUGCUGUUUUCGGUAAGAAGGACAAAUUGGCCAUUUUGAACAAGAUUGUCCAUGGGGCAGUAAAGAAGGAGAUUGCAAGACAGUUGUUGACCUUGUACGCAAAAGGUCAUGGCCUGGUGGUGCUCGACGUACCGCUCUUGUAUGAGUCGGGUCUCCACUACAUCUGUGGAGCGACAGUGACUGUUUCAUGUCUGAAAGACCUCCAAUUAAAGAGACUAUUGGAAAGAAACCCAGAAUUAUCUGAGGACGAUUGCAGAAAACGAAUUGACAGCCAGCUCUCCUCAGAAGAGCGCAACAUCCGUGCUGAUAUCGUCAUUGAGAACAUCGGCACACUAGAAGAAUUACAUAGAAGGGUUACUGAGGUCACCAAAGAAUGUAUUCCUUCCAAAUUUUGGGUGGUUGCAGACUUGUUCCCUCCAUUUGGAGCCGCAAAUGCAGUGCUCACCAUCGCAUAUCGUGCCUUCCAAGACUAUCGUCGUGUUUCGCAAUUCAAAAAGUCAAAAUAA
Molecule: messenger RNA, 726 nt
Organism: Sungouiella intermedia
Lineage: Eukaryota; Fungi; Ascomycota; Pichiomycetes; Serinales; Metschnikowiaceae
Source: the annotation of a GenBank genome assembly